AAAACAUUUUCAUAACCUAUCUAAGUACGGAACGAUACAUAAAAUAUACUUACAUCACUGUGCGAUUAUUAUAAUAUUUGUUCGAAACAUUUGUUCGAAAUCUUUGGAUCAAAAAUAAAAUGACAGAUCAAAAUUCUGAACAAAAUGUUAGAGAUCACGCUUUGCGUCUUUGUUUAGAAGAAGAGCAACACCGUAAGACUAAUCCAAUCGAAACACAUGAACGUUCAUUUAUCAUUGUUGGUAGCAAGAGGGUCGUAUGGUAAAACUACGAUCGUACAUCGAUUUCUCGAAAAAGAUGAGGCACCGAAACCAACUAUCGCGAUGGAUUACUCUUUUGGACGUAAAGCUGGGAAGAGUUUAAUAAAAAAUAUCGUGCAUGUUUGGGAAGUAGGACAUUUAACUUCUUCAUUAGUGUCAGCCGCAAUGACAGGUUCGUCUUUGACUCAUUCUCCUCAUCAUGUCACGGUAUUGAUUGUGUUGGAUUUAUCGCAACCGGAGAUUUUAUGGACCACUUUCGAAGAAGCUUUCUCGGUAGUUCGAAAUGCAAUGAAAAUGAGUUAUGACGAUAAAAUAAUUCAGGAACUCAAACAACAACGUAUUAAAGAACGAAAAAAAGCAGUAGAAAGAGAAGUCGAUCCAUUUCCGAUGAAACUUUGCCUUAUUGGUGGAAAAUAUGAUCAAUUUAAGGAUUUAAGUUCGGAUAAAAUAGAAUUAGUUGGGAAAAUAUUAAGAGCUACAGCUCACAUUUUAGGCGCAGGACUCUAUUAUCAUUCUGCAAAAGAUAAAUCUUUAUUACGAAGAACUAAAGACUUGUUAUCUCACUAUGGAUUUGGUAUUCAAUUUUCCGAUACCAAGUGCACCGAUUUUGAGAAGCCAUUAGCGAUAUCUGCCGGUGCAGACUCCCUCUCAUCGAUCGAUUUGCAAUUUCCUCAAACCAGACCUUCGGCUAUCUUAGAUACCAUCAAACAGAUUUACGUUACUCGUAUACCGCAAGAGUCAAGAAGCAACGAAAUUAUUCUGGAGGAUCCAAGUAACGACCCCAACUUUAAUGAACCGAUCAUCGACAGAUUACGAGCUCAGAGAGAAGAGGAAAUUAACAUUCUACUUCACGAUAUGUUGGAAGGACGAAUACCUCAAAUUCCUAUUCCGGAUCCAUCAUAGGAUUAGAUAACAUCGUGUCGUCAUAUAGAUUUAUCACAAGUACAUGUAAAAAGGGGAAGAAAUCUUUCGAGCGAAAGAAAUCCCCUUAAUGCAUGUUUGUCACGUACUUGAUCUUAUUGAGAUUGAAAGAAACCUCUGACAAGCGAAAAAUUCCAGUUUACCUAGUUUGUAUUUAACAUGUUACUAUCCGAAAAUCUUAUUUUACUCAAAAGGCUUAUUUUACAUUUUUACGUUUACAUCUACGUAGAUACGUACACGUAGAAUCUAUAAAAUCAUGCUUGCGAUAUUGUGCUCUUUCUAGUUCACGCGUUAAGCCAUACUACAAGGGGCCUACAAUGGUAACGUCGAUAAGGCUAACGAUAAAGUGUAUUUAUCGCGUUUAAAAAGAGUUAUGGUAUAGAUUCUCGUACAAGUAAGCGUACGAUGAUUCUACUGAGUUUAAUAUUCUUGUACGUACAAAAUAUUUAAAAAUAUUAAUAUUAGUAAUCGAUGAAUCUAUUAAAUCGAUAUUUGUAACUAGCUAUGUAUAUGUAUAUAUAUCAAUUAAAGUACUUUUAUUCCUG
This is a messenger RNA of Bombus pascuorum, 1724 nucleotides long. RefSeq names its product cytoplasmic dynein 2 light intermediate chain 1. Gene Ontology annotation, biological process: intraciliary transport involved in cilium assembly; intraciliary retrograde transport. The record is from RefSeq and is a predicted model, not a curated record. Lineage: Eukaryota; Metazoa; Arthropoda; Insecta; Hymenoptera; Apidae. Gene Ontology annotation, molecular function: dynein heavy chain binding. Gene Ontology annotation, cellular component: axoneme; ciliary basal body; cytoplasmic dynein complex. Bases 217 to 1161 code for a protein of 314 amino acids. The transcript is spliced from 7 exons.